AUGGCUUCCACGCAGGUGAAUGGCUACAGGCCUUCUGCCGCAGAGCAACAUGUACAAGCUGCAUUUUACGACCAGUGGCUGCAGUUGAAGGAGACUGUUCUAGCAGACAAACACGCGCGAUUCAAGCUGCCAGCUGCUGUUAGACAGCGGCUGCGAUCUUCUGUCGAGCCAUCGUCUACUUCCAACUAUGCCUCAGCGUUGCAUUUACCUGGCCUUUCUAAUGCUCCUAGCAGAGAACAGACAAUGCUUAACUUGUCUCAGGGUGCUUCCACUGCUGCUACUCGUCUGGAAAAUGCGCAGGCCUUCUCGCAGAAUGCAUCCAUGGCAUCAGGGACAGUUGUCUCUAAGAGUGGCAUUGAUCCAGUUCUGUUGACAAAAUCAGAAGACUUGAUAAGAGCAGAAACACAGCUGAAGAGACAGCGAAUUGAGAGACAACUUAGGGAUGCGGCAGAGCAGCGCAAACACAUUCCCUUCUUCAAGAACCAGGAAGACAUGGCACCUCUUAUUGGUCUGACCGAGAUUUUUGAGAAAGCGCUUGAAAUGGUCGGACCCGUUUCGGGUCUCAAGCCCCCUGCUAAUGCUCAAGCUGCAGCGAGUGAUUCUUUCGAUGAGAAUUCGUAUUACUCUAGCCAGGCCAACGAUUGGUCGUCAGAGGAAGGCUCGCCGAAGAAGAGAGCAGAAGCGACAGGUCUGGCAAGUAGCGCUCCUCUUUCUAAGCAGCAUCCUGUCGACGUUGAACAUCAUGACAAGCAGCACCGCACUUUGCAGACUCUUGGUCAACACGAGUCCGAGACUCUCUACGACGCCGAGAGGGAAGACUCGGAGGAAUACUCACCACCGGAUGCAAAUGCCUUUAGUGGUCCUGAUGCUGAUGCGAUGGACCUGGACNNGACGGUAAGUGACGUAUCUAUUUGUCUAUGUAUGCCCUUGCUAAGCAACAACACAGACAGCAGUGAGUUCGUGCCGCAAGAAGCCAAUGUCCAAUCGCCUCAAGCAACUGUCAUCACCAGUCACCUUAGUCGACUCGCUGCCCCUCAGCCUGCUCGAGUCUCACCUCUUGCUCUGGCCAAACCUCCCGGCCUCACCCAACCCCAGACGAGCUACCCUUCAGCGCCAAACAAUCAAUUGCCCGCCUCGCCUCAUGCCUACCAAUCCUCCAGCGCCUAUCGCCAGCAGUUUGAGUCUGACGAUUCGACAACUUCGCCUCGUAACUCGACUCAAACCAGUCCACUUGGCGCUUUCAAGAAACAAAGAGGGAAGGGCAGCAAGAAGAGGAAGCGAGAGGCUGACAAGGAAGCGCGAGAGGCUCGCAAAAACCGCCCAAAGCCCAGCGCACCUUCUCCCGAGCCUUAUAUCAAGCCUGAGCCUGUGUCACCACCACCUUUCGCUGCACCUGCUGCUUUACAACCAUCCCGCACUCGCCCGUACCAGCUACCACCAGAUGUCGAGGUAGUUUCAGGUCCGAGAUCAUACUACCACGAACCACCGCCUCCUCCUCAUCCUCCAAGCAUGCAUUAUGGUCUGGAUGGUGUCUCUUCUCCUAACGUCAUCAGAGUUUCAUCUCCUGGUGUUUAUGCCAGACCUAGAAGAGACGACCAAGACCUGCGCCGUGUAGCCAGUCUGCAUGCUGCGCAUCGUCCUGUGUCUCCCACGGCCAGAGUAUCGUCUCCCGCAGGCUACCGCACUGUAUCCCAACCUUUCCCCGAAAGAGGAGCAAGAUACGGUGAGGAAGUCAUGAGAAGUCCACAGGUACAGUACAUGCGAUCGGAAAGGUCUGUGACGCCGCCACACCUCCGGGCUGCUAGAGAGGGUCCAGCCACAAUGAUGGCACCUCCACCACCACCAGCUAGACGAAUCGUCAUGGACCAGUACGGCAACAGAUAUUACGCGAACGAGCCCGAAGCACAACCUAGGAUGUCAGUGGCGCCGCAGCUGCGCCCUGAAGGUGAGCUGAUGUAUGAACGCGCGCCGAGCAGACAGUCUGUUGCAUACCCAAGUCAGCCUGCGCACAACGUAUACGAGGACGAACAUGGAAUGAGAAUGCCACCACCUCCUCCACCAGUGCGAAGAGUGAUGGAUCAAGCAGAAAGCGCACCAAUUGAUUAUCGUGCCUACAGACAGCGAGAGUAUUCUCGUGCUCCUGAGCCACAAUACUAUCGCGAGNNGGAGGCUGCUGGGCCUAUUUAUAUCAGGGACGCACCAGGACCCAGGGCGUCGGUGUAUCCACCUGAGUCUGCACCAGCUGGAGCUUAUGCCCCAAGAGCGUACAGUGUACGUCCGGAGAUGGAGCCAGUCCGAUACAUGUCAAGACAAGCGAGCAUGGCACCACAAGGCGACUACAUUCGGGGUGCAGAAACAGCAGGUCGUGCAGCUACAAUGGCACCUCCGGCCGCGCCAAUGAGAGCUGUAAGUGUUGCGCCAGGGUCUGAAUAUGGACGUCCUGUCGAGAUGAGAUAUAGCUACGGGAGUCAGGGUGCAGGACCGUAUGCCGCAGCUGGACCACGCUACGGCGAGGAACCUCGAGAGAUAUACGUGGAUCAAUACGGAAGAGAGGUCAGAAGAGUAGGGUAUUGA
Molecule: messenger RNA, 2574 nt
Organism: Aureobasidium musti
Lineage: Eukaryota; Fungi; Ascomycota; Dothideomycetes; Dothideales; Saccotheciaceae
Source: the annotation of a GenBank genome assembly